AUGAGGGUCUUCGGUCGACGUCCCAGCAUGGUCGCUUUGAAGGACGACGACAACUCCACCAGCCGCACACGCUUGGAUGACUCGUCGUCCGACGCCCAGCUACCAUCGGUGGUCACUAUUACCCGAAGUUACCGGCGUUUCCUGCCCGUCAUUUCCGGUCCGUUCACCGCCGCGUCCGAGCUGCAGCGUCGGCACCCAGGCCUGCUUCCGUGCGUCAUGUGCAUGACCGUCGCCUGCGUUGGGUUGGCGCUCGCGAUGGUGCUCAUGCGCCAGCAGGUCCAGCUGGACGCCACGCUUCUCUCGUCCGCCAAAGUCUGCGGCACCAAGGACUGCCGCGAACAGGCCUCCCGGAUCGCCAUGAACAUCGACGCCAAGCGGAACCCUUGCGAAGACCUGUACGCCUACACGUGUGGUGGCGCCAAAGCUUCAGACUCGAAGAGGAGCUUGAUGUCAUCGUACGUAGAAAGCGUGAAGGGCUUCAUUCAACGCGGCCUGGUUCCUGAGGAGCGUAACAGUUCUGGCGCCGCGCACAUGGCCUAUUCCGCCUUCAACGCUUGUCUCUCGAGGUCCGCGGGAGGUCUCGACACCGUCAAGUCGUUCGCGGAGUUCAUGAGUGCCCGGAAGAUACCCUGGCCUUCAAGCGCGCCCCAAGACGCAGACCCGCUGGACGUCCUCGUCGACCUGGCUGUAAACUGGAGGGUGCCGCUGCUCUUCGACGUGCGACUACUGUACACCGAGCGCGAGAACCCACUGGUGGUCGCCUUCGAAGGGAUUGGCGAUGUCACCCUUCUGCGCAUGGAGCAGCUGUCCGACAGCAACCUGAGCGUCGGUGAAUACGACAACCUCCUGCGCAGCGUGGCAGGCUACCUCCGCGAAGGGGCAGUGCUUUCUGACGAAGCCUGUCGCCAGCUUCGACAGGACGAGGGUUCGGUCAGGAACAACGUGACGCCGAUCGCGUGGUCCGAGGAAGAGGAAGUCGACGUUUUCGUAGCUUACCUCAACGAUAGCGUAUCGGAGAUGGGCCCGACCUGGCUGACCCUCUUGCAGCGUCACCUGGGCCGAGACGUCAACUUGUCGCCCUCGACCAAGCUCCUGGCUCACAGCGGGCGACACUUCCACGCAGUCUUGACCCUGCUGGACUCGGUGCCCCGUGACAGACUACUGAACGUCAUCGGCUGGACGUUCGCUUACUCCUAUUUGUGGCUCGUCAACCCAGACUUGAACCACUUUCAACCCGGCAAGGAGAGCGACGUCUUCGACGUGCAGGCAGCCUGCUUUCUGGCCAUCCAGGAGUCGUACGGCAUGCUACUGGUGGCACCCCAAUUCCUAGCCUACUUCCAUCAGCAGGACAACAGGCAACGCCUCUUCGACCUGUUGAACGAAACAACGCAGGCCUUGGCGCGAGCCGUGUUGGCGUCGCGUAGCCUGGCGAACGUGACCAAGAACUGGGCAGUCGAGAAGAUCCUGCAGAGUACCAGGCGUCAGCUGUGGCCACCCGAGCCAUUCUUUCACGCAGAACUGCUGGACGAACUGUACGAGGGAUUCCCCGCUGCAGUGACGACCUCGCCCGGUUUGUUCAAGUCCCUGUUCGAGGCGCGGAGGGCCGCGCGCCGAAUAUUGAAGAACAGCUACUACAGCCGCCUGCUGACGGGGAGUGUACAGUGGCCCGCUAAAGAGGUGCGGUACUGGUACAGCGGCGACUUGCUGCAAGUCAGUCUGUCGGCACUCUUCCCGCCUUCCUAUUACCAUGACGACGCGGGCGUGUCGGCCUACAGCGGCCUGGGCUUCCAGAUUGCCAGGGCGCUGGUCAGAACGGUGGAUGAGCACGGCCGCACCACGGACGACACCGCGAAGCACGAAUGGAAGCAGGUCGCGAAGUGUCGCCUGGACUCGACCAACACGAGUCGCGAAAGGGACGCCGUGGUUCGCCUGUUCGCCUUGAACGUCGCCUUGGAGGCACUCAGGAGCAACACCAAAAACCAGCUUGAAGGGCUCGAGGGUCUCGAGCAGCUGACGGGUCUACAGACGUUUUACGUCAGCUUUUGCAGCAAAUUUUGUGGUCAUCGUCGCGGCUCGGAGCUAUGUAGUGUGGCCAUGAACGCGAGCGAAUUUGGCGACGCCUUUGAGUGCCCAGUGGUGCCGUCGGCCAGUAAAGACCGACGGUGUCUUGUCGUUUGA
Messenger RNA from Rhipicephalus microplus (southern cattle tick), 2178 nucleotides. Its product is annotated as neprilysin-1-like. The record is from RefSeq and is a predicted model, not a curated record. NCBI's taxonomy places the organism in Eukaryota, Metazoa, Arthropoda, Arachnida, Ixodida, Ixodidae.